AUGGCUUCCCUCAGAUUCCUCGCAUCCCGUCUCUCUCGACGUCACUUUUCCACCACUCCGCACCGCUUCGAGCACUACCUAGAUGCCGACUUUCACACCUUUAAAAAAGUGACCACAGCGGAAGGACGCAUCGUUCUCGUUGACUUUUACGCAGACUGGUGCCAGCCAUGCAAAGUCCUCUCUCCCAUCCUCGAACAACUCACCGAGGAUCCUUCCACCGAGACUGCGUCCCGCCAGCCAUUGGACCUAGUCACAAUCAAUAGCGAUACCGAGGAGGGAAGAGAGCUAUGUCAGCGGUUCAAGGUACGCGCGCUUCCAACCGUUGUAGCGUUCCAAGGAGGCAAAGCCAUCAAGACAUUUACCGGCGCGCUGAGGGAACGCCAAGUCCGCCAGUUUUUAAGGGAGAUAUGA
Desarmillaria tabescens is the source of this 411-nucleotide messenger RNA. Its product is annotated as thioredoxin-like protein. Gene Ontology annotation, molecular function: protein-disulfide reductase activity. Lineage: Eukaryota; Fungi; Basidiomycota; Agaricomycetes; Agaricales; Physalacriaceae. The record is from RefSeq and is a predicted model, not a curated record. Gene Ontology annotation, cellular component: cytoplasm. The coding region runs from base 1 to 411 and encodes 136 amino acids. The transcript is spliced from 4 exons.